Molecule: messenger RNA, 6381 nt
Organism: Odobenus rosmarus divergens (Pacific walrus)
Lineage: Eukaryota; Metazoa; Chordata; Mammalia; Carnivora; Odobenidae
Gene: MYO5A
Product: myosin VA (heavy chain 12, myoxin)
Exons: 41
Coding region: 250-5817 (1855 amino acids)
Biological process (GO): vesicle transport along actin filament; actin filament organization
Cellular component (GO): vesicle; myosin complex; cytoplasm
Molecular function (GO): ATP binding; microfilament motor activity; actin filament binding
Source: RefSeq, a predicted model, not a curated record
ACCCCGAGCACGCGGAGCGCUCGCGCCUGCUCGCGGCGAGCCCGGGAGUGAUGGCCAGGCCCCCGCUGGCCGCCCGCACCUGAGGCGCCCCGCCCCGCCCCGCCCAGCCUGGCGCGGCCCGCCCCGCCCGGCCCUGCCCCGCUCCCUGCCGGCGGCUGCCUGGGCGCUUCCUAGUCAGCGCGGGCGGCCGCCCAGGCGAGGUGCGGCCUCCGCUCGGGCGGGGGGGCGUCGGCGCCGCGGGGCCCCGCCAUGGCCGCGUCCGAGCUCUACACAAAGUUUGCCAGAGUUUGGAUACCUGAUCCUGAGGAAGUUUGGAAGUCAGCAGAGCUGCUCAAAGAUUAUAAACCAGGAGAUAAAGUCCUCCUGCUUCGCCUUGAGGAAGGAAAGGAUUUGGAAUAUCGUCUAGAUCCAAAGACGAAGGAGCUGCCUCACUUGAGAAACCCUGACAUACUUGUGGGUGAAAAUGACCUCACAGCCCUCAGCUAUCUUCAUGAGCCUGCUGUGCUCCACAAUCUCAGAGUCCGCUUUAUUGACUCCAAACUUAUUUAUACAUAUUGUGGUAUAGUCCUAGUAGCUAUAAAUCCUUAUGAACAGCUGCCUAUUUAUGGAGAAGAUAUUAUUAAUGCAUAUAGUGGUCAGAAUAUGGGUGAUAUGGAUCCACAUAUCUUUGCAGUAGCUGAAGAAGCUUACAAGCAAAUGGCCAGAGAUGAACGAAAUCAGUCCAUCAUCGUAAGUGGAGAGUCUGGGGCAGGAAAAACAGUCUCAGCUAAGUAUGCCAUGCGAUACUUUGCAACUGUGAGUGGUUCUGCCAGUGAAGCCAAUGUUGAGGAAAAGGUCUUGGCCUCCAACCCCAUCAUGGAGUCCAUUGGAAAUGCUAAGACAACCAGGAAUGAUAAUAGCAGCCGUUUUGGGAAGUAUAUUGAAAUUGGUUUUGAUAAGAGAUAUCGAAUCAUUGGUGCCAAUAUGAGAACUUAUCUUUUAGAGAAAUCCAGAGUGGUAUUCCAGGCAGAAGAGGAGAGAAACUAUCAUAUCUUCUAUCAGCUUUGUGCUUCAGCAAAGUUACCUGAAUUUAAAAUGCUGCGAUUAGGAAAUGCAAAUAACUUUCAUUACACGAAGCAAGGUGGCAGUCCUGUGAUUGAAGGAGUUGAUGAUACCCAGGAGAUGGCACAUACCAGGCAGGCCUGCACUCUGCUAGGAAUUAGUGAGUCUUAUCAGAUGGGAAUUUUCCGAAUACUUGCUGGCAUCCUUCACUUAGGCAACGUUGCAUUUACAUCUCGGGAUUCAGACAGCUGCGCAAUACCUCCCAAGCAUGAACCUCUCAGCAUCUUCUCUGACCUUAUGGGCGUGGACUAUGAAGAGAUGUGUCACUGGCUCUGCCAUCGGAAACUGGCUACCGCCACAGAGACAUAUAUCAAGCCCAUCUCGAAGCUGCAGGCCACGAAUGCCCGUGAUGCUUUGGCCAAGCACAUUUAUGCCAAGCUCUUUAGCUGGAUUGUAGAUCAUGUCAAUCAGGCCCUCCAUUCUGCUGUCAAACAACACUCUUUUAUUGGAGUGCUGGACAUAUACGGAUUUGAAACAUUUGAGAUAAAUAGUUUUGAACAGUUUUGCAUAAAUUAUGCAAAUGAAAAACUACAACAACAAUUCAAUAUGCAUGUCUUCAAAUUAGAACAGGAAGAAUAUAUGAAGGAACAAAUUCCAUGGACACUCAUAGAUUUUUAUGAUAAUCAGCCUUGCAUUAAUCUUAUAGAAUCUAAACUGGGCAUUCUAGAUUUGCUGGAUGAGGAAUGCAAGAUGCCUAAGGGCACAGAUGACACUUGGGCCCAAAAAUUGUACAACACACAUUUGAACAAAUGUGCACUCUUUGAAAAGCCCCGUCUAUCAAACAAAGCUUUCAUCAUCCAACAUUUUGCUGACAAAGUGGAAUACCAGUGUGAAGGCUUUUUGGAAAAGAAUAAAGACACUGUUUUUGAAGAACAAAUCAAAGUUCUGAAAUCCAGCAAGUUUAAGAUGCUACCAGAAUUAUUUCAAGAUGAUGAGAAGGCCAUCAGUCCAACAUCAGCCACCUCGUCAGGGCGCAUGCCCCUCACUCGUAUUCCUGCAAAGCCCACCAAAGGCAGACCAGGCCAGGCGGCCAAAGAGCACAAGAAAACAGUGGGGCACCAGUUCCGAAACUCCCUUCACCUGCUUAUGGAGACCCUCAAUGCCACUACCCCUCACUAUGUACGCUGCAUUAAGCCGAAUGACUUCAAGUUCCCAUUCACGUUUGACGAGAAGAGGGCAGUGCAGCAGCUGAGAGCAUGUGGUGUCCUGGAAACCAUCCGCAUCAGUGCAGCGGGCUUCCCCUCACGGUGGACUUACCAAGAAUUUUUCAGCCGCUACCGUGUCCUAAUGAAGCAAAAGGAUGUGCUGAGUGACAGAAAGCAAACGUGCAAGAAUGUGUUAGAGAAACUGAUACUGGACAAGGACAAAUACCAGUUUGGUAAGACAAAGAUCUUUUUCCGUGCUGGUCAAGUGGCCUAUCUAGAGAAACUGAGGGCAGACAAGCUGAGGGCUGCCUGCAUCCGGAUCCAGAAGACCAUCCGAGGGUGGCUGCUGCGAAAGAAGUACCUGCGCAUGCGGAACGCGGCCAUCACCGUGCAGAGAUACGUGCGAGGCUACCAGGCCCGAUGCUAUACUAAGUUCCUGCGCAGAACCAAGGCAGCAACCAUUAUUCAGAAGUACUGGCGCAUGUAUAUAGUCCGUAGGAGAUACAAGAUAAGACGAUCGGCCACUAUUGUUCUUCAGUCUUAUUUGCGAGGUUACUUGGCCAGAAAUAGAUAUCGCAAGAUGCUCCGUGAGCACAAAGCAGUUAUCAUUCAGAAGUGGGUCCGGGGCUGGCUGGCUCGCACCCACUACAAGAGGAGCAUGCAUGCCAUCAUCUACCUUCAGUGUUGCUUCCGGCGGAUGAUGGCCAAGCGUGAGCUGAAGAAGCUCAAGAUCGAGGCCCGUUCCGUGGAGCGCUACAAGAAGCUCCACAUUGGCAUGGAGAACAAGAUCAUGCAGCUGCAGCGCAAAGUGGAUGAGCAGAACAAAGACUACAAAUGCCUCAUGGAGAAACUGACCAAUCUGGAAGGAAUAUAUAACUCUGAGACUGAGAAACUACGAAGUGACUUAGAGCGUCUCCAACUAAGUGAGGAGGAAGCUAAGAUUGCUACUGGACGGGUCCUCAGUCUGCAGGAAGAAAUUGCCAAGCUCCGGAAAGACCUGGAACAAACUCAGUCAGAGAAAAAAUCCAUUGAGGAGCGUGCAGAUAGAUACAAACAGGAAACCGAGCAGCUGGUAUCAAAUCUGAAGGAAGAAAAUACUUUGCUGAAGCAGGAAAAAGAGGCCCUCAAUCAUCUUAUUGUGGAGCAGGCUAAGGAGAUGACAGAGACUAUGGAGAAGAAGUUAGUAGAAGAAACAAAACAACUGGAACUCGAUCUUAAUGAUGAAAGGCUGAGAUAUCAGAACCUUCUGAAUGAGUUCAGUCGCUUAGAAGAACGCUAUGAUGACCUCAAGGAAGAGAUGAUUCUGAUGGUGAAUGUGCCUAAGCCUGGACACAAGAGAACAGACUCCACCCACAGCAGCAAUGAGUCUGAAUACACCUUUAGCUCUGAAAUUGCAGAAACUGAAGAUAUGCCAUUGAGGACAGAGGAGCCAAGUGAGAAGAAGGUGCCUCUGGACAUGUCAUUGUUCCUCAAGCUCCAGAAGCGGGUCACAGAGCUGGAGCAGGAGAAGCAGGUGAUGCAGGAUGAGCUGGACCGCAAGGAGGAGCAGAUGCUCCGCAGCAAGGCAAAGGAAGAAGAAAAACCACAAAUUAGAGGUGCAGAACUGGAAUAUGAGUCACUCAAGCGUCAAGAGCUGGAAUCAGAAAAUAAAAAACUGAAAAAUGAGCUAAAUGAGCUACGCAAGGCCCUUAGUGAGAAAAGUGCCCCAGAAGUGACGGCUCCAGGUGCACCAGCCUAUCGUGUCCUCAUGGAGCAGCUGACCUCUGUGAGUGAGGAGCUUGAUGUCCGUAAGGAGGAAGUCCUCAUCUUGAGGUCUCAGCUGGUGAGCCAGAAGGAGGCCAUCCAACCCAAGGAUGACAAGAACACAAUGACAGAUUCCACAAUACUUUUGGAAGAUGUACAAAAAAUGAAAGAUAAAGGUGAAAUAGCCCAAGCAUACAUUGGUUUGAAAGAAACAAACAGAUCACCUGCUAUGGAUUGCCAUGAGCUGAAUGAGGAUGGAGAGCUGUGGCUGGUUUAUGAAGGGUUAAAACAAGCCAACAGGCUCCUGGAAUCCCAGCUGCAGUCACAGAAGAGGAGCCACGAGAAUGAGGCAGAAGCCCUUCGUGGGGAGAUCCAGAGCCUGAAGGAGGAGAACAACCGGCAGCAGCAGCUCCUGGCCCAGAACCUGCAGCUGCCCCCGGAGGCCCGCAUCGAGGCCAGCCUGCAGCACGAGAUCACCAGGCUGACCAACGAAAACUUGGAUUUGAUGGAACAACUUGAAAAACAAGAUAAGACUGUUCGGAAACUGAAAAAACAACUGAAAGUAUUUGCCAAAAAAAUUGGUGAACUAGAAGUGGGCCAGAUGGAGAACAUAUCCCCAGGACAGAUCGUUGAUGAACCCAUCCGUCCAGUCAACAUUCCCAGGAAAGAAAAGGAUUUCCAAGGAAUGCUGGAAUACAAGAAGGAGGAUGAACAAAAGCUUGUUAAGAACCUGAUUCUGGAACUGAAGCCACGUGGGGUGGCAGUCAAUUUGAUUCCAGGGUUACCAGCAUAUAUCCUGUUCAUGUGUGUUCGACAUGCUGACUACCUGAAUGAUGAUCAGAAAGUAAGGUCGUUGCUAACAUCAACAAUUAACAGCAUCAAAAAAGUAUUAAAGAAAAGAGGUGAUGAUUUUGAAACCGUGUCCUUCUGGCUCUCUAACACAUGCCGAUUUUUGCACUGUUUGAAGCAGUACAGUGGCGAGGAGGGCUUUAUGAAACACAACACAUCUCGCCAGAAUGAACACUGCCUCACCAAUUUCGACCUGGCUGAGUACCGGCAGGUGCUAAGUGACUUGGCUAUUCAGAUCUACCAGCAGCUCGUGCGGGUGUUAGAGAACAUCCUGCAGCCAAUGAUCGUCUCUGGCAUGCUGGAGCACGAAACCAUUCAGGGUGUGUCUGGCGUGAAGCCCACAGGGCUCAGAAAGCGAACAUCCAGCAUCGCAGACGAGGGCACCUACACACUGGACUCCAUCCUUCGGCAGCUCAACUCCUUCCACUCGGUCCUGUGUCAGCACGGCAUGGACCCUGAACUGAUCAAGCAGGUGGUCAAGCAGAUGUUCUACAUCGUUGGGGCCGUCACCCUGAACAACCUCCUCCUGCGCAAGGACAUGUGCUCCUGGAGUAAAGGCAUGCAGAUCAGGUACAAUGUCAGUCAACUGGAAGAAUGGCUGCGUGACAAGAAUCUGAUGACUAGCGGGGCUAAGGAAACCCUGGAACCUCUCAUUCAGGCUGCUCAGCUCUUACAAGUGAAAAAGAAGACAGAUGAUGAUGCAGAAGCUAUCUGUUCCAUGUGCAGUGCUCUAACUACUGCCCAGAUUGUCAAAGUGUUGAAUUUGUAUACUCCAGUUAAUGAGUUUGAAGAAAGAGUCUCUGUAUCAUUUAUUCGUACUAUACAGAUGCGUUUACGAGACAGGAAAGACUCUCCUCAGCUGCUCAUGGAUGCGAAACACAUCUUUCCUGUCACCUUUCCUUUUAACCCAUCCUCCCUUGCACUAGAAACCAUCCAGAUUCCAGCCAGCCUGGGCCUGGGAUUCAUAUCACGGGUCUGAAGGUGAUGUGAUGUCAAGGCAAACAGUGACAAUAAGAACCCAUUAUUUCCAGUGAACUACUGAAAAGACAUUUUUAAAGAGACAGUACUAAUUAUCUUUCAAAUGAGAGGUUAUUAACUGGAAAUCUCCCUAAAUACUUUCAUUGUCUUGGAAAGAACGAUAGGCUUCUUUGUGUUACUGUACCAGCAACAGUCACCCUGGACCAGUUAGGUAUCCCGAGGUACAUGCAGGUGAAUGACAGAAGGAAAAGGGAAAAAAAGGUCUCCAGCUGCCAGCAUUUAUUUUAAAUCCUUAGCACUGCAUCUAAAUGGUAUGGUAAAAAUGUAAAUUCCAGGAAUGAGCUGUUGUUAGGAAGGUACCUACAAAGAGCCUCCUCUACGCGGACCAGAAGAAUUGAAAGAAAAAUUGCCAUUGAGUACAUAUCAUAUCAGUUUAGGAAUCAGUUAUGUUGAUGUUGUCAAACUGGAUCAAAGAAAUAAACUGGCAGUAUGUAAAGUACUUGGUCAAGAAAAUUCCUUAUAUGUGUCACUAUGAUACAGAGAUAUUACGAGAAUGCUGGUUUGC